GAAUUAUUCACCCCCUACACUACAGCAGUGCAGCAUAUAACGCUUUAUAUCUCCCCAUCACUGCGGAGGAAAAGUGCAGCACCCGCCCAUUAACUCUCUAGUAGUUUUCCCCGCCGCUGCAGUAGGAAUAACGGACCGCUACCCUGUCGUUCUAAUCUCUAAAAAAGAAAAAAAAGGACACGCUUUACGUAGCUGAACAAACGGGAGAGCACCGCUGACUGCAAAGUCGAACCACCCAUUGCGGCAGCAUGGGCAUUGAUAGCGAGGAACCCGCGCCACCAGAUGGCGGUCUCACAGUGAAGCAGGUGGAUGCAUUCCAGAAAGGGGAGCCCAAAACGUUAGGGGGUAUACAAAUCAUCAUUGCUGCGCUGACACUUUGCCUGAGCGUGACACUACUGCACCAAGAGAUUCACUUCACUGGGGAUAUUAAAACCCUCUUUGUGGUCGUGGUGCAGUUCAUCCUCUCUGGUGCGGCUUUUGUACAUGCUGGAAGGAAGCCAUCACUGUUUUGGGUGAAAGCCACCCUGGUGUUGAACCUUGUGAGCGCGGCUUUUGCGACUGCAGCCCUGGGGCUCCUGUCCAAGCACCUGCCUUACCGCCAGGACUCUUACCACUGCGAGCUGUGUAGGAGGCUGGAGUACGCCACCGUGCUCCUGAUAGAUGGCAUUGUGGGCACUCUGGUUCUGUUCCUGGUGCUGGAGCUGCUGAUCUGUAUCACAGCCAUGCUUUUUGGCCUCAACGUCCUGGCUAAUGGUGCCCUCCAGCUGGCUGUCAGCAGCCAGCCUGUGUCCAGACCCCAAUCCCAGCCUGUGGAGCCCCCCUCACAGCCUGCUGAACCCCAGGUGGCCACUGGCACUCAGAUCCGCUCAAGCCCCCCGGCCCAAGUCCCUCCCUCAAAUGCUGCCACACCCCCACCUGUGAUAGAGGUCACUCAGCCCUGAGGAUUGUUGCCAUUACACCAUUUGUUUAGCCAUCGGUGGAGACUGUGUGUAUUUUGGUGUGGGGAUGGGGGCAUAUUUUACUGGGACAGGAAGUAAGCAAUCAGUUUCAAAUCAAGCAUGUGCCUAGUACUGAUAUUAUUAGAUGUAACAAGAAACACAUUAGACAUUUCAUUGGAGAUGGAAUUCAGAGAAACUAAGAGGAAUUUUGCUGAUAAUUUACCAGGGCUGGAGGUAAACAAGUUGAAAGUUGUGUGAAACAGAAAUUCAGGUUGGAACAGAAAUAAAGCAGGCAUACCAACAAGACUGGGGAACUGACAGGGAACACUAUCAGUGCCAAAAAUAAUUGAAUUUGUAUUUUACAACUUGAAGUACUUAAUGCAUUAACUGAAUCUGACUUAUUUAAAACAUUAAAUGCUAAGUACAAUUCAUUACACUUGAUUGAGAUCCAGUUCUUUUUGGCACUGAAAUCACUGCAUAAAUUGACCUCCACUGGUGUUUGUGUGCUCUACUUUUGCCUUUGUGUUGGUGUUAUAUCACUUUCUGAUUCAAAUGCACUUGUCCCUAAUAAUCAGACAAGGGGUGUGUCCAGGGCCAAACCAUGGUAUUUUGUUACUUGAGAAAGCUUUAAAAUGAAUGAUAUCAUUGUUCUCAUUCAGUCCACUUGUGAUAUAGAGCAUUGUGAUGUAAGGAGCAAAUCUACAUAUGUAAUUAAAAAUAUCAAGCAUAUUUCGUUUUACCUCAUGUCUGAAUGAAUGCCAUAAUCAGAUGGUACCCUCUGGUCUACAGAAAAGCAGCACAUUUUCUGAAGGUCGCAAAUAAUGCUCACAAAAUGGCUUCAGCUAAGGACUACGCAUAGGGAUGCAUUACUAGCGUCCCCCUGAACUUCGUAUAAGAUUCAUCUAACAGUGUAAUUUCUGUUUCUGCAUACACCUAUGACAGCCUUUGGUCAGUUUCCACUUUAUUUUUAAACCAGGUUAAUGAUUUAAAGUCUCUGUUCAUUUAGUAUACUGUGCACAAGCUUUUUUAAUCAACAGGAAACCUUACCCAACUGGCUGCAAACAUAGCAGUUUUUUGUCCAUGCACCUGAAUACUACAGCAUAGCAGUUUAGCCACAUGUGACAUGAGGACAAGCAGGUUUGGCUUUCUUGCAGCACACAGCAGCAGCAAGCAGGCCUCGCCUUACUUUAGCCUUUGAGAAGCUAAAGCUAUAUUGUUUCAUGUAGUCAUUGUAGAUACAGUACAGUCAGUCAGAAAUAUCACUGAAACCACGGUACCAUAUUCUGUACUAUCAUGCUAAGGAAACUGUUCAUUUAUGACCUAUACUGCUCAAAGGGAACUCCCAUUGAAGAAAAAGGAUUACGGUUAUUAUUAUGGGUUUUGAAUCUGUGUGGAAUAAACAAUAAGUCUACAUACAGUAUAACGUCCCCAGGCAGUAUGUAACUAUGUGUGUGUGUUUUUUUUUUUAAUCUGACGAGGGUAAACAGAGCAUUUUUCACAAAAAAGCUUUGUAAAACUGAUGAGCAGAAUACUGUGGAAUGCCCCUGGAAUCCUCAUGUUUAUUCUCCCUUCUUACCUUUGCUGCACUCUCUGCUCUUUUUGCAAUUUCUACCGAAAUUCCUUCCACUGUACAAGUGCAUACAUAAAAUGCUGGUUGUUUUGGUGUAACUGCAUGCAUGCACUCAUAAUGUAAAAUAUCCACUAGAUGGCAGUAUCUGAUAAAACCUGUGUUAAAAUGGGAACAGGUUUUGUUUGACCAAAUGGUGUAGUUGCCUCACUCAUAUUCUUGUCCAUUGUGC
This is a messenger RNA of Megalops cyprinoides (Indo-Pacific tarpon), 2737 nucleotides long. RefSeq names its product membrane-spanning 4-domains subfamily A member 4D-like. The record is from RefSeq and is a predicted model, not a curated record. Gene Ontology annotation, cellular component: membrane. Lineage: Eukaryota; Metazoa; Chordata; Actinopteri; Elopiformes; Megalopidae. The transcript has 8 exons. The coding region runs from base 249 to 941 and encodes 230 amino acids.